UAUGCUUCAUUGAGUUUAUCCUUUAUUUACUUCAUGUGGAUAUUUUUUAUGUACAGUCAGUAGAGUAUUUCUAGCUAAACUUGACUCGUUGUCACCAAAUCAACUGUAUAAAGGAUCAAGAAUCCUUUAUUUUAAAGAUGCUUAUGGAAAAUGAUGCAUUUUUAACAGAGCUCACUAAACUGUUCCAAAAAGGAAAAACAUCAGGCUCUGUCUGCAUGACCAUGAAAAGAUAUGAUGGCAGAUUAAAGCCGAAACCUAGAAAUGGCAAUGUCCCUGAGCCUAAUGAAUACAAAUGUCUUGUCAGGGCUACACUUGGUAACAAAAAAAUAACCACAGUGAUAAAUCAUAAAGAUGUGACCAAGUUUCAAAUGGCAUAUGGGAAUCUUUUGAAGGCCAACAUUGAUGGGUUGAAAAAGAAAGACAAAAAGGCAGCCAGAGGGAGGAAAAAAGCAAAGGCUACACAAUAGUUUCAUUCUAAAUUAAUUUAGGACAAUUUUAUAUAACUUAUUGGGUCUGGAUAAAUCUUUUUGGCAUCUAAUGUUUAAAAAAAAAAGAAGCAACAACAAAAUUUUUUUUUAAAUUUCUAAUUAUUAUUUGCCUGAAACUUGCGCAGCUCAUAUUCACACAUUAAGGGAAAAAAAUUUAAGCCAUUUUUAAUAUGGUAAUCAUGGAAGUUGUGAAACCAAUGUUGUUUUAGAAGGAUUCUAUUCAAGUAUUAUAUAAAUAAUUGAAAUUAAAUUUUAUUUAAAAAGCAUAGCUUCAAAAACUAGUUAACUUUCAAUUGUGGAAUUCUUAGAUUGCAUAUUAAAGGCUGGAUCUAUUAGUGAUGCAUUUAAAAUAGUGUACACAUGGAAGACUAUUCACACUUUGUGCUGUCAAAGUGGUUUGCUUUUUAAAAUCAUUUUGUUGUCCAUUUCUUGUUAUUUUUUAUGUCAUUGAAUAAAAUGUUGGCAACUGUAUUGCUCUAAAUCUAUUAAACAAAAUGGUUUUAAAAAAUUAUUUUAAACAAUGAUAAUAACAGAACAUAAAGGCAUAUUUAUUUAUGUUGUGGCUACUGCUGUAUAUAAAUGUAGGUCUAAUAUUGUAAUAGAGAGAGAAUUCAAAUUUUGUGUGUGUGUAACAUCUUCAAAUAUCAAUACAGCAGAGAUUUGAUAAGAGCCAUGGAAAGGUCAAAACUCAUUGGCUAUCAUAAGGCAUUUAAAACUUUGAUUUAAUAGGUUUUAUUAUUUCUUGUUCAAGUAUCAUGUGAUAUUGAUACCAUGAAAAAGGCUUUUCAGUUGAUUAGACUGUUUCUUUCUCAAGAUAAGUGCAGUAAAUAAAUUGAAAUUUAGCAAUAAUUAAAACAAAUGGAAAUUCAUUAAUUUCUUCAGUUUAAAUGUGAUGCUAAUAAUACAUAUGAGUAUGUGUGCAUGUAUUGUAAAGGUAAUGGAUUGGAUAUUUCAUUACUUUAAUGAGAACAUGUUUUAUUCUUCUUUUCAUAAAUCAAUAAUUAACAAUGGUGGUGUAAUGUGUACAUUUAAAAUCAUUUUUUUCUUCUUUUGAUUGUAUUUAUCAUUGAAUAUUACCAGUUCAAAUGUUGUUUUUUUUCAUUGAACAUUUUUUGAUUGUUCCUGAAUGCAGUAAAUAAUCAUUUAAAAUAUCAA
Molecule: messenger RNA, 1643 nt
Organism: Biomphalaria glabrata
Lineage: Eukaryota; Metazoa; Mollusca; Gastropoda; Planorbidae
Product: signal recognition particle 14 kDa protein-like
Exons: 5
Coding region: 138-467 (109 amino acids)
Biological process (GO): SRP-dependent cotranslational protein targeting to membrane
Cellular component (GO): signal recognition particle, endoplasmic reticulum targeting
Molecular function (GO): endoplasmic reticulum signal sequence receptor activity; 7S RNA binding
Source: RefSeq, a predicted model, not a curated record